GCUAAAGCUCGAGUGUGAAGACCAUCCUAGUUCUUUUAGGGAUGCUGGCGGUAAGAUUGAGGUGGCUCGUGAUCUUGGCGCUAUGGCUCGACCAGGUAAACGCAAUGCAUUUCUUAGCUCCAAUCGUGGCUGUGGUUCCCUGAAAAUGAUAGGCCGCUUCCAUAGCGACCCCAAAUUUUACACUCUACUACCCGAGGUUCUCUCAACUCGAGUGAAAGAUGAAUGUGGUUUUUGUGGUUAUCGUCUUGCUUGCAGUGAUGCGCUCUUGAGAGAACUGGAUGCUUUGGUGGCUCGCCAUCCUUCGACAAUGAGUUUGGAGGGGAUCCAAGCGGAUGCCUCCGACGGCUACAAAGCAGAGAUUCGAGUUGUCACAGUGGCUGGCAGCGUUCAAGCAUCGUCUUUCGACGAUCGUGUGCGCAUCUUUCUAAAUUUUGGUCAGCAUGGAAGGGAGCUGAUCACGUCGGAGGUUGCACUGCGGCUGCUGCGAAUUUUGAGCAGGGAGGACAAAUCUGCAAGUAAGAAACAUAUAGAUCGCAUUCUUUCCAGAACUGUGUUCAAGAUUGUCCCGAUGGAAAAUGUUAAUGGACGGCAAAUUGUGGAGAACGGAAGCCUCUGCGAAAGAAGAAACGGCAGGGGUGUUGAUACAAAUCGAAACUGGAAAGUGAACUGGGGAGUGAAAGAAAAGGAUUACGACCCAACCGAGGAGUUCCCGGGAACAGCUCCAUUUAGCGAGCCAGAAACACGGAUACUUCGAGACAUUGCUCUGCGUUUUAAGCCUCAUCUCUGGGUGAACGUUCACUCGGGGAUGCAGGCUUUGUUCAUGCCUUACGAUCAUAAGAACGCGACCCCGGGCUAUCAGGCAGCUGCAAGAAUGAGCUUCUUGUUGCAAACUCUAAACGCUCUACAUUGCAACGGGAACUGCACAGUGGGCUCUGGAGGUGGUGCAGUCGGAUACUUGGCACACGGAACUGCGACUGACUACAUGUACGAUGUAUUGAAAGUGCCAAGCGCAUUCACGUUUGAGAUUUACGGGGACGUGCAUGCCAACCGCGACGAUUGUUUUAGAAUGUUCAAUCCCACAACACCAGGCGCGUUUGAGAGCGUCGUCACGAGAUGGUCUCUAGCAUUCGUGACACUCGCGUUUAAUCUCAGCAGCAUGCCAAGCAAGGCCCUUGGAAGAAGCCGCAAGGUCGGAAGAACUCUGUGGGAUUCCACCAGAGAUGACGCGCAGAAUCCGAUUGUGUCAAGGGAGCUCCGCUUCUAUUUACUUGCAACUGGCCUCAUCCUGUGCUGCGUUUGUUACAAGCUAGUUAGUCGUCUGUGCCAUUGCAGCCCGCUUAAAUCACUAACCUGAUACCAAUUCUUCGCAAA
This is a messenger RNA of Selaginella moellendorffii, 1371 nucleotides long. Its product is annotated as carboxypeptidase A6. NCBI's taxonomy places the organism in Eukaryota, Viridiplantae, Streptophyta, Lycopodiopsida, Selaginellales, Selaginellaceae. Gene Ontology annotation, biological process: proteolysis. Gene Ontology annotation, molecular function: metallocarboxypeptidase activity; zinc ion binding. The record is from RefSeq and is a predicted model, not a curated record. The coding region runs from base 83 to 1354 and encodes 423 amino acids. The transcript is spliced from 10 exons.